Molecule: messenger RNA, 1860 nt
Organism: Cladocopium goreaui
Lineage: Eukaryota; Dinophyceae; Suessiales; Symbiodiniaceae
Source: the annotation of a GenBank genome assembly
AUGAAUCCAAUGCAGCGACAUCUUGAGAAGCAUGGCAUUUCCAAGGCCACUGUUGCUGAGCAGUCGGGGCAGCCAUCAAUUCUUUCUCACAUGAAGCACCCGAAGUCGAGAAACGAAAAGCUCUCGGAUUUCUUUGCUGAGCGAGUUCUGGUGAAACAUGGUCAGCCUGUGUCGUUGUGCGAGCACGAAGGCUUCAGAGAGUUUUGUCACGAGCUCGAUGCCAGGUUCCACUUCUGUUCUCGGAAGAAGAUGUCGUCCAAAGUUCUGCCUAGAGUGCUGGAUCACCUCGAAGAGGAUGUGCGCUCUAUGCUGCAAGAAGUUCUAUGGCAAGACAAGACCACGUGUUUGCAUUAUGCGUGUGACCUUUGGACAGCUUCUUUCUCCUCCGAUCAAUUCAUGGGGCAUAUUGUGAGCUGGAUUUCGCCCUCGUUUGAAAUGUUCACAGUGUGCCUUGAUAUGACUUUGUGGACAGAAGCGAAGACUGCCACCAAUCAAAGAGAGCAGAUCCUCGAGGUUUUCAAGCUGUUUAAAGCUUGCCAAGAAGUUGUGGCUGCAACAACCGAAAAGUGCCACGGCAACUUUGUAGGGUUGCAUGUUCCUUGCGCUGCUCACAACCUGCAGUUACCGCCUAAACACCAGCUGCUCAAAGCAAGGGACCCAGAGAAGCAGCGGGAAAAGUAUGGCGGCAAUGCAGCCGUGCUGGAGCUCGUGAAGAUGUGCAGAGCGACCGUACAGCACUUCCACAUGAGCGUCAAGGGUUGGAAGCAACUUUUGGAGAUUUGUGCGGAAACCAAAGAGAACGACUUGAAGUUUAUCCAGGACACGGAGACACGCUGGAACAGCACGUUGGAGCUGAUGACGAGCGUUUGGCGCAAGCAGAAAGCGUUGCUACAAUACAAAGAGAGGCAUCCCACAAAGCUUCCUGGUUGGUCCCAGCUACAUUUCCUUCAGCUUCAGCAAUGCAUUGGUGUGCUUAACCCGAUUGCCACAGCCACAGAGUUGAUUCAAGGAGCCAAAUAUCCAACAGCCAGUUUGUACUUCCCUGCCUUGUGUGCGGUGCAAACGUCUUUGCUACCACAGACACAAAUCUGGCUGCCUCAAGAAACUGGGGAGGAUAAGCCCUGCGGGCAAGACGCUUUGACUUCGGAGGCCAAGGAGUUGCGUGCAAAUCUGAGUUCUGAAUACGUGGGGUACAUGAGUGAGCUUACCUCUGACGUCCGUGAGCUCUUGAUUGCUGCAGCCCAGUUUGAUCCCAAGUUUAAGGACUUGGGCUGGCUGCCUGGGCACAGCAACGAUGACAAAGAUGAGAGAGCAGUUGCUGCCCGCAAAAAGGUCAAUGCCAACUUGGUCGCCCUUUGCCUCAAGGUCUACAAGCAGAUGUUUGAAGCUCCGCCUGACACCUCCGAUUUGAAAGAUGUUCCCAUUUCUCCUGCAAAACAGAAAACAGAUGUAUUCUUUUCAAGAUUCAGUGCUUGCAGCAGCUCUCGGAAAGAUCCAGCGCCUGCGGAGCCAGCCGAAGAGAAGACAACCUGGACAGAGUUCCACACUGCAUUGCGCAAUGAGUGCUACGCUUACUUGCUGUCUUCACCUGGUGAUUCAGGCCUGGCUCCGUUGAAGUGGUGGAAAUCUGUUGGCGUGAAAGACUUUCCGAAGCUAGCUUUGCCAGCCAGGUAUUUUCUUUCCAUCCCUGCCAGCCAAGCUAGUACAGAGCGCCUCUUCUCCCUCGGAGGCAAGAGAGACUUGCAGUCCUGUGGAAAUAUGGAUCCCGACCGCCUGAGCCGCUUGGUCGCUUCCCAAAUGAAUUUGCCAACUGUGUUAGAUUUCAGACAGCGUCAAAAAGCCGUUGUCGAUGUGGAUUAA